Molecule: messenger RNA, 2050 nt
Organism: Serinus canaria (Common canary)
Lineage: Eukaryota; Metazoa; Chordata; Aves; Passeriformes; Fringillidae
Gene: SHISA9
Product: shisa family member 9
Biological process (GO): regulation of short-term neuronal synaptic plasticity; regulation of AMPA receptor activity
Cellular component (GO): dendritic spine membrane; postsynaptic membrane; AMPA glutamate receptor complex
Source: RefSeq, a predicted model, not a curated record
AUGGGCGCCGCUCCGCCCGCGGCACCUGCCUUUGCCUCGCAGCUUCCCGCGGCAGCCUCAGAGGACGGGCUGGGCUCUCCCCGCUGGCACCGCGCUCGCCCGCCCGCCACGGCGCAUCUCCCUUCCCCGGCGGCUGGAUGCCGCGGCGGGGCCGUCCAGCCUCCCUCGCCCUGCCCUGGCAGCCCGGCCGCGGGCGGGACUCGGCGGGCACCGCGGGUGUCUGAGGGAGUUGUGCGAGAGACCGCGCCGGGCUCCGCGGGGGAGGGAAGGUGGGUGCCCCCGGCGCCCCGCGCUGGCACCAGGCUGCGCGGGGAGGCUCCUCGCUCGCCCCCUCUCCUCCUCCCGCCCCUGCAGCGCCCUCGCCUCAGCCCUCCCGCUUGGCGGCCCCCACGCCCCUCUGCCAGCCCGGCUCGGUGCCCCGCACGCCGCCGCCACCUCCACCCCUCGGUCCUCCUCUUCCUCCUCCUCCUCCUCCUUCUCCUCCUCCUCCUCCCGCGCUCCCUCUCACGCGCACUCCGCUCCACAAGUGCCGCGCGCUCGCUGCUCCGGAGCGGAGCGGGGCUGGCUGCGGACCCUGCGCGGGGGCUGCGGACCCUGCCCGGCCCGUUCGGGGCUGUCCGUGGUGCUGGAGGCGAGCGCGGGCUGAGCGGACGCCCGGCUCCUGACGGACCCUUUAUGUUCAGCUCCUGGCGCAGCGCAGCAUCCAGCAGCUCGAGCGGCGGCGGCAGCAGCAUCGCUGAGCCGGGGCUGGGAGGCAGAAUGGAAGGCUUUAUUCGGCUGCUCUUCGGCUACUUGGUGGCGGACCUUCUCACGCUGGUGUGUCGGGCUCAGGAGAAAGCUGGCCAGCAGCUGGGGAGCUUUGUGGUACUCUCGGGAGGAAACCACUCCAGCCUCGGGGAGCAGAUAGACCCCUCCGAGCCACCUCCCACCCCAGACUUCUGCAGGGGCUACUUUGACGUGAUGGGGCAGUGGGACCCCCCCUUUAACUGCAGCUCGGGGGAGUUCAUCUUCUGCUGUGGCACUUGUGGCUUCAGGUUUUGCUGCAAGUUCAAGAAGACAAGGCUGGAUCAAAGCACCUGCACAAACUAUGAGACGCCUUUGUGGAUGAACACUGGGAAGCCUCCUUCCCGCAUAGACGACCCUCUGCAUGACCCUACUCGGGAUAAAACCAACCUUAUUGUCUACAUCAUCUGUGGGGUUGUAGCAGUCAUGGUGCUGGUGGGGAUCUUCACCAAACUAGGGCUGGAGAAGGCACACAGACCCCAGCGGGAGCACAUGUCCAGGGCUCUUGCUGAUGUUAUGCGACCUCAAGGUCCUUGUACAACAGAUCAUAUGGAGAGAGAUCUAAACAUUGUAGUACAUGUGCAGCACUAUGAAAACAUGGAGACGAGACCUGCUCCAAAUAACCUACAUCCACCACAGAUGAAUAAUGUCAUGCCAACAUCUCCCCUCCUUCCUCAGAUGGCACAUCAACAUUCCUAUCCCAGCCUGGGACAGAUCACAAACCCAUACGAGCAGCAGCCCCCAGGCAAAGAGCUGAACAAGUACGCGUCUCUAAAGGCAGUCGCUGACAAAGUCAACGAUGACUUCUACACCAAGCGCCGGCACCUGGCCGAGCUGGCUGCCAAGGGGAGCCUGCCCCUCCACCCGGUGCGCCUGGACGAGGAGAGGGCCUACACCAUCGACAGCGGGCUCACCAGGCAGAACGGGAAAUCCAGGAUGGGCAAGAUCCACACACACCCCCUGGGCUACAACUCCCACUACAAGACCUGGGAUCCCAACGACCCGUCCCUGAGGCGGCAAGCGUUCCCAAACAAGGGCAAGCACGGCAUGGGAGACCCGACGCUAAGUGACCCGCUGACCACCCGCAGCCAGCACUACUUGGGCCCACAGCCAUACUUCAUAACCAACAGCAAGACAGAAGUAACUGUUUGAGUUUCUUUUCUUUCUCUUUUUUUUUUUUCUAAUGAAAUCCUUUAAAAACCACAUGCAAAUGUAUACACAACACAAACACUCAACCAAAAGGCAAAAAAAAAAAAAAAAAAAAAAA